Messenger RNA from Paracoccidioides brasiliensis Pb18, 2868 nucleotides. RefSeq lists its product as uncharacterized. The coding region runs from base 1 to 2868 and encodes 955 amino acids. Gene Ontology annotation, biological process: transmembrane transport. Gene Ontology annotation, molecular function: ABC-type transporter activity; ATP hydrolysis activity; ATP binding. The transcript is spliced from 3 exons. Gene Ontology annotation, cellular component: membrane. The record is from RefSeq and is a predicted model, not a curated record.
AUGGAUAUCACCGGCAAUAUAGAAGAUGGCGGGGUGUCUUCGUUGUCUCACAGGGCGACGAGAAAGAUUCUCGAUUCCACAAGAACGCUGUCUCCGGCCAUAAUCUUUGUCGCCUUUCUCAUAUCGUUCUUGUCCCACUCCAUAAUAUCUGCUAGGAAAAUACCUGCCCUCCAGACAGCCGUACAAACAGGUCCUGGGGGUCGACCGCUACCGAAGCGUAUGCGGAGUAAGGCUGUACUAUCUCCCUCUACGCCUGAUUUCUCACCAAAUGCUAAAUCAGCAUUCAAAUGGCUCUCAGUGGGCGUUUUGCUCACUCUUGUUGCUGAUGCAACGGUUAUUAUCCUCCAAGUCAUUCUGUUCCGAAAAAUGCACUGGUGGUGCGGCCAGUCCACAGUGAUUUACGUCGUCUCCUCUUUUUUCACAUACACCCUAAUCCUGAUCUCUCUGGUGGAUACAACUCCCUCCCCGACUGUCGCUCAGCUAGUCCCAUGGGUCUUGUCUGUACCACUGGAAUUAAUAAUCUUUGUCUGUUCCCUAACCCUCUACACCUCCCCUCACCAUGAGCCAGUUGUAGGGGACCUUAUCGGUGGUCCGUUGAGGAAAACUAUCACUGGCUGGGAAUCACUGGAAGUAGUCAUUGCUGCAGUGAGACUUCUUGUUCUGCUUACCAUUGUGGUUUUCUAUGCCCUGAAUUCCAUUGGAUGGGAAAGCCGUCGUCGUAAGGCUGCGGCUCAUUUCGCUUCCGGGGAAGCUUCAGAGACAACCAGACUCCUGAAUGGCCAUCAUAACGACAUGAAUGGUGAUGGUGAUGGCUACCACACAUCUUCUACAAACUCGAAGCACAACCACGAUUCUAAACCAGUUGAGGACGCCUGGGUAAGACCAACUACUGUGCCGUCAACGAGUUGGUGGGAAUAUCUCAGUGGCUAUUCCCUGUUUUUUCCUUAUCUAUGGCCUUCCAAGUCCCCACGCUUGCAGCUGGUGGUCGUUUUCUGUUUUUUGUUGGUCGUCCUCCAGCGCGUGGUCAAUGUUCUGGUUCCUUACCAGGUUGGUGAAAUAACCAAUGUCCUUUCCAGAGAGGAUGGAGGUCGAUUCUACUUUCCGUGGGGUGGUAUCUGCCUCUAUGUCUUUUACCGCUGGCUACAGGGAAGCCAAGGCCUAAUCGGUUCUUUGCGUUCCAUUUUAUGGAUUCCUGUUGGACAGUAUUCGUACAUGGAACUUUCAACUGCGGCUUUUGAGCAUGUCCACAGCCUGAGCCUUGAAUUCCACCUGGGGAAAAAGACCGGCGAGGUGUUGUCUGCCUUGAGCAAAGGCAGUUCUAUCAACACGUUCCUCGAGCAGGUUACAUUCCAGGUUGUCCCUAUGCUGAUCGAUCUCUGCGUCGCUGUGGGUUAUUUCUGGAUCGUAUUCGACGUUUACUAUGCCCUGGUCGUUGCCAUUGUCACUUUCAUCUACCUCUACGUUACAAUUCGCAUGGCGCAAUGGAGAGCUUCAAUCCGUCGUCAAAUGGUCAAUGCAAGUAGACAGGAAGAUGCUGUGAAAAAUGAUUCGAUGGUGUCUUACGAAACCGUGAAGUAUUUCAACGCGGAGCAGUACGAAUUUAAACGAUAUCGCGGAGCGGUUUCCGAUUUUCAAAGGGCUGAGUAUCAUGUGUUGUUCUCGCUGAACUUGUUGAAUACAUGCCAGAAUACCGUUUUCAUGUUUGGGCUGCUAGUGACAUGUUUCCUUGCUGCAUAUCAAGUUGCGACAGGCGAACAAAAGGUUGGCAAGUUCGUUGCCUUAUUGACCUAUAUGGCACAGCUUCAGGGACCACUUAAUUUCUUCGGGACAUUUUUCCGGUCUAUCCAAUCUGCGUUGAUAAAUUCGGAGCGGAUGCUGGAACUCUUCCGCGAACAGCCAACCGUUGUUGAUGGCCCGAACACGAGUGAACUUCCACGCUGCAAAGGCGAUAUUGUCUUUGACAACGUGGAGUUUGCAUAUGAUCCUCGCAAACCUGCAUUGAACGGGCUAAGUUUCCAUUGCCGUCCUGGAACAACCACAGCGCUAGUUGGCGAGUCUGGCGGGGGGAAAUCAACCGUGUUCCGGCUGUUGUUUAGGUUCUACAAUGCCACCUACGGUGAUAUUCUCAUUGACGGUCACAAAGUUGAGGACCUAACGAUUGAUUCCCUCCGUCGACAUAUUGGUGUUGUUCCUCAAGACACAGUUCUUUUCAACGAAACAUUGAUGUAUAAUCUCAAGUACGCAAACCCGUCUGCCACGGAUGACGAAGUUUACGAUGCAUGUCGGGCAGCAAGUAUUCAUGAUAAGAUUCUUGCAUUCCCAGAUGGAUAUCAAACGAAAGUUGGAGAACGGGGUCUGCGUUUGAGUGGUGGAGAAAAACAGCGGGUGGCUAUUGCCCGCACAAUUCUCAAGGACCCUCGAAUAAUUCUCCUCGACGAGGCAACUGCUGCCCUUGACACUGAAACCGAAGAGCACAUUCAAAGGGCGUUGUCGACAUUAUCCAAAGGGCGCACGAUGCUCGUUAUCGCGCAUCGCCUAAGUACGAUAACGACAGCUGACCAGAUCCUUGUGUUACACAACGGGCAAGUGGCCGAAAGCGGAACUCAUGAACAGCUCCUUAACCUAAAGGGAAAAUACGCGAGCAUGUGGCGAAAGCAGAUUCGCGCGCAAAAAGCAGCUGCAGAGGCGCAGGUAUUACAGGAUCGUGCCCAACGGCUACGGAGCGCAUCUACAGUAGGUGGGGAUGAUAGUUCUAGCCAAUCGGAUGAAGAGCGGAGUGGCUCAAGCUCGAACUCGAGGCCGGCAAGACCGCCAUUCAAUCAACGGGCGACCAAGGUAUCUGAAUCGCUAGGGGCCACAACAUCAUGA